UACUCUUCUUUUACUGACUGGUUGCUUUGCAGCCUUAACCUUGACCCCAUUGGAGCAGAACACAACAUACAAAUCAAGCAACCUACAAAAAUCCUUCUGACUCUCUUUCCUCUUUUACCCCAACCAAAAAGAAACACCCAUUUCCCUCUUUACUUUAUUCAACUUCAUUCCUAUGCUCACAUACUCCAUUAUUAGUAAGCUUCUCUGAAAUCUCUCUGUAGCCACAACUACCUACCAUAUUUGCUUCUAAGAGAAAAACAUGGACUUUGGAGAGAACAACAUGUUCAGCCUUAACACCCACACCAAAGAGGAAAACGAAAACACUCCUAACAAUAACAACAACAUUGUCAAUGUUUGGUAUUCAUCAUGGGAUGCUACUACUACUAAUAGUAAUACACUACACACCUCCACCACGGCGGCGGAAGGCUACGCCGGCGGAAGUCACAGCCACCACCACCAGCAACUAUACGGCGGUGAAGGGUGUCACGUGCAGGCUGACCCUCACCUCACGUGCUUGCAUCUUGGUAAAAGACAUUACUUUGAGGAUGUUACAACUAACGGUGAUGUUAACAAUGCUACCCCUUUGGGGAACCGACACGUGUGCAGUGGUGGUGGUGCGGGUUAUGUUUUUGCGGGUAACGAUAAGAGAGGGAGGGGGUAUUAUAGAGGAGGAGGAGCGGCUGGUGGUGGGAAAACGGCGCCGUUUGCGAUGGUUCCUCGAUGUCAGGUGGAGGGAUGCCACGUGGCGCUGGUGAACGCGAAGGAGUACCACAGGAGGCACAGAGUUUGCGAUAUGCAUUCCAAGGCACCCAAAGCAGUGGUGUUAGGGUUGGAGCAGAGAUUCUGUCAGCAGUGUAGCAGGUUUCAUGUGGUGUCAGAGUUUGAUGACUCAAAGAGGAGUUGUAGGAGGAGAUUGGCGGGCCAUAACGAGCGAAGAAGAAAGAGCUCUCACCUUUCUGUUACUAGGAAUUCUAGACAAGGGUGUGCUCUCUCUCUUCUGUCAUCUGGGAGUGGAAGUAGGGAUCAUCAUAAUUGGCUAUCUCAUCAUGCGGAUUUCUCCACAAGAUGCAGUGCAGCAUUGCGUGAAUUGAUAGCAGAAAAUCGUGCUGCCCUAAUGACUAGACAACAACAACAACUUGUUUAUGAUCGAGUUUGGCCUCAUCUUGUUGUGGCGCCCCACCAUGAUGCGGAUGCUGCAGUGGAAGAAGAAGACUUUGAGGACUUACAACAACAACAACAACCUGAGUCCAAUUAUUUUCCACAACCUAUGUUUCCACAGACACAAUAAUAAUGGUUCUCUUCCGAAUUGAACUUGAUUGGAGGUGACCCCAAAUAUAUUUGAUGCACUUUACACGAGCUAAA
This is a messenger RNA of Glycine soja, 1362 nucleotides long. RefSeq names its product squamosa promoter-binding-like protein 7. The transcript has 3 exons. Gene Ontology annotation, cellular component: nucleus. The record is from RefSeq and is a predicted model, not a curated record. NCBI's taxonomy places the organism in Eukaryota, Viridiplantae, Streptophyta, Magnoliopsida, Fabales, Fabaceae. Bases 260 to 1288 code for a protein of 342 amino acids. Gene Ontology annotation, molecular function: DNA binding.